AUUCCGACCGCUUUUAUUACUCGGAGUUUGUCUCCGCCCUUUCCUUUUUCAUUCUAGCGUUCACAUACACCAUGUAAUGGAGCUCCCACAUAUCAGCCUAAGGGCAUUUUGGUCAUUUCUCCUUAUCUCUUCCAUUCACGUUCCAUGCUUCUUCGGAUCUGCCGCUCACUUCUCCAACGAAACCGAUCGCCUUGCUCUGCUUCACUUGAAACAUAUGAUAACCGACGAUCCUCUCCAUUCCAUGAGUUCUUGGAAUGAUACUCUCCACUUCUGCCACUGGCAAGGAGUCACGUGCAGUAGCUGGCAUCCUGAAAGGGUUACCGCCUUGAACCUCACUGACCAGAACUUGGCGGGCCCCAUUUCUCCCUUCAUAGGGAACCUCACCUUCCUCAGUGUAAUCGAUCUCUCAGCCAACAGCUUCUACGGAACGAUUCCUGAAGAAAUGGGUCGUUUGCUUCUCCUGCGGUAUCUCAGUGUGGCUAAUAACACAUUCACCGGAGAAAUUCCAGCAAAUCUGACCCACUGUUCGAAACUCGAAGCCCUUAGUCUUUAUGGGAAUCAGCUGUCAGGGAGGAUUCCAAAUGAGUUUGGAUCUCUAUUGAAUCUCACAAGAUUGGACCUUGGUCACAACAAUCUUAUAGGAAGCAUACCACCUUCACUUGGAAACCUUUCGUCUCUCACUCACCUUUAUCUCCGAAGAAAUAGUCUGACGGGCAGCAUCCCGGAUGAACUCAGCCGGUUGGUAAUCUUGGAGCUUCUUAGCAUAAGUGAAAAUGAAGUUUCAGGUACGAUUCCGCCACUGCUAUACAAUCUCUCCUCUAUUAAGUGUUUGGACGUAGGAUGGAACAGAUUGCAAGGAAACCUUCCACCUAACAUAGGCCUCACUCUUCCUAAUCUCCAACAGCUUUAUGUCGAAGGAAAUCAAUUCACAGGACCCAUACCAGUUUCAUUAUCCAAUGCUUCAGGGCUUUUACUUAUUAAACUUGCUAACAACAGUUUUAGCGGAUCCAUGCCUAUGAAUUUUGGAAGCCUCAAGGGUCUCACCAAAUUAUAUUUGGGGGGCAAUCGAAUUGGAAUUGGAAAAGCUCAUGAUUUGAGUUUUCUUGAUUCUUUGACCAAUUGCAGUAGAUUACAAGAAUUGGAUGUAGGCGAUAAUUGUCUCAGCGGUUCAUUGCCUGAUUCCAUGGGUAAUCUUUCUACUCAGCUGAGAAUACUAUGGUUAGGGAGUAACAGGAUAUUCGGAAGCAUACCAUCUGGGAUUCAGAAUCUCGUCGGCUUAACAACACUGAGAAUGGAGUACAACUCUCUUACAGGUACUAUUCCUAUUGGUGUUGGGAAGCUUAACAAAGUGGGACGACUUUCCUUUGGUGGAAAUGAUUUAUCAGAGGAAAUUCCAUCUUCCUUGGGUAAUAUCACCCAAUUGUACUUACUUGAUUUGUUUGGAAAUAGCCUAUGGGGAACCAUACCUUCAAGUCUCGGAAAUUGUACAUUGCAGUUUAUGUAUCUCCAAAAUAAUAACUUGAGCGGUACCUUACCCAGAUCACUUUUCAGCAUUCCCUCUUUGACCGAACUCCGUUUUGAAAAUAACUCUUUUACCGGUUAUCUGCCAUUUGAAGUCAGUUACUCGAAUGCUCUUGGAAGAUUCGGUGUUUCUAAUAACAAAUUGUCAGGCGAAAUUCCAAGCUCGCUAGGCAAUUGUCUCGGUUUAGAGUAUCUCUGUUUGGAUGGGAACUUGUUUCAAGGAUCAGUUCCUCCAACAUUUUCUAAUCUGAAAGGCCUUCGACUCCUGGAUCUUUCACGCAACAACUUAUCGGGGAAGAUUCCAAGAUAUCUGGAGAAGUUUGCUCUAGAGUAUCUAAAUCUAUCCUUCAACAAUUUCGAGGGUGAACUACCAAAACAAGGGGUCUUUGGAAAUAUCAGUCGAGUUUCAGUGGUGGGAAAUAGUAAGCUUUGUGGGGGUAUUCCAGGAUUACAAUUGCGACCAUGCUCUAAACAGGGGAAGUCUCAUGCUUCGAAAGUAAAAAUCUCAAUAAUUGUUGUGGUGUGUCUAAUUUCCUUAUCAUGUUUCUUUACCACCUUUUAUUGUGUAAGAAAGUCGAGAAGGAAGCCUUUUUCUGUGCCUUCUAUGGAGGAUCCGGGAAGUAAGCCUUUUGGUCUGUCUUUUUUGGGCAAUUCGUCUUUGAAGUUGUCUUAUGCGGAUCUCUUUAAAGCAACAGAUGGGUUCUCUCCUGCCAAUUUGAUUGGCACUGGAAAAUCUGGCUCUGUAUAUAAAGGGUUUCUACAUGGUAAUGAAACUACAGUAGCAGUGAAAGUCUUCAACCUCCAGCGGCAAGGAGCUAUGAGGAGCUUCAUGGCUGAAUGUGAAGCCUUGAGAAAUAUGAGGCAUCGGAAUCUUGUUAAGCUGUUAACUUGUUGCUCAAGCAUUGAUUUUAAGGGCAAUGAUUUUAAAGCUCUGGUUUAUGGGUACAUGUCCAAUGGAACUCUAGAUGAGUGGUUGCACGAAGAUGGCAGUGAGGAGGGGAUCAAAAGGAACUUGAAGCUUAUUAAAAGGCUAGAGAUAGCUAUAGAUGUGGCUUUGUUUUUGGAUUAUCUACAUAAUCAUGCCUCAAUCAUUCAUCGAGAUUUAAAACCCAGCAACAUCCUUCUUGAUGAUAACAUGAUUGCUCACAUGGGUGAUUUUGGGACAGCCAGGUGCUUAGAUGAGAUUGCUCAAACUAGGACGGUUGUGAUUAUGGGAUCUGCUGGGUACAUCGCUCCAGAAUAUGCUAUGGGCAAUAAACCAUCUACACAAGGAGAUACUUACAGCUAUGGAAUCCUUCUAUUGGAGAUGAUCACUGGAAAGCGACCAACUGAUGAGAUGUUUAAGCGCAAUCUAACCCUUCAUCAUUUCUCUAAGUUGGCUUUGCCUGACCGAGUAAUGGAGAUUGUUGAUCCACGAUUGCUCGUAGAAGAAACUGAAGUUACUCAAGGCAAUGAAAACCAUACCAAUUCAAGAAAUAGAAUGCAUGAUUGCUUGAUUUCAAUGGUUAAAAUUGGUGUGUUGUGCUCUUUGGAAUCUCCAAAAGAACGAAUAAAGAUGAGAAAUGUUGUUGCAAAAAUGCGUGCAAUCAAGGACUUAUAUCUAAGGGUUGGGAUUACAGACAGUUGUUGAAAUUGGAUAGCAAUGCUGGAGGAGAAACAAAAGUACAGAGACAGAGUGAGGUUUGCCAUGUGCAGAACUGUGUGGAGGCACUUGACGGGCUAAAGGCGAGAAACUCCAAUACAAUUAUCAGUAGCAGCAAUGCUGUGUCUACGACGACCGACCGGAUAGGCAAUGUUUGAUUCUGGAGUGGGAAGCCCGAAUGCUCUUCCAACAUUGCCAUCUUCUUGCAAAAUAACCUAUGAUUGGGAACGGCCCAACACUCUCCCCUAUAUAUAUAUAUAUAGGCCAUUCCACUCUUCAGGUGAGCCAAAAUGUAUAAGACAAAUAAGCGGCCCAAAUAAUUUUGUAAGUUUAAUAGCCUAAUUGAUAGGCCAAAACAUCCGAAUUUCAUGCUGGAGAAUUUGUCUUAUACCCUUGAGCUGUGUUGGUACAUGUGCUUGCUUGUAGAUGGGCAGGGAUUUACACGCAUGUGGGCUUAGCGUCUGCAAACCUUGGAAAGCAAUUAGAGAAAAAGAUACAAGAUUUUUAAUCAGUGGACAAAACUAUUUACAGAUUCAAUUAUAAAAAUCAAGCUGUUCCAUACUUAAAGAAGGCCACCUUGUAUAAAAACAAAGGACGGCCCUUGUUUUGCACAGUUGCAUGUCUGAGAGUGAGUGGAAUGGUCUGAUUUUUAUUAGAGUAGAAAAUCUGAAAAAGUGUGACUAUAUGAUAAAAUCUUGGAUCUCGGAC
Messenger RNA from Magnolia sinica, 3871 nucleotides. Its product is annotated as probable LRR receptor-like serine/threonine-protein kinase At3g47570. Lineage: Eukaryota; Viridiplantae; Streptophyta; Magnoliopsida; Magnoliales; Magnoliaceae. Gene Ontology annotation, biological process: protein phosphorylation. The coding region runs from base 77 to 3151 and encodes 1024 amino acids. The record is from RefSeq and is a predicted model, not a curated record. The transcript is spliced from 3 exons. Gene Ontology annotation, molecular function: protein binding; ATP binding; protein kinase activity. Gene Ontology annotation, cellular component: plasma membrane.